Molecule: messenger RNA, 1107 nt
Organism: Australozyma saopauloensis
Lineage: Eukaryota; Fungi; Ascomycota; Pichiomycetes; Serinales; Metschnikowiaceae
Exons: 1
Coding region: 1-1107 (368 amino acids)
Cellular component (GO): cytoplasm
Molecular function (GO): pyridoxal phosphate binding
Source: RefSeq, a predicted model, not a curated record
AUGAGUCGUAUUUCGAAAUUAUUCAGACGUAGCAUCCGGAUAUCUGCCGCAGAGACUCCUUUGGACUUUGUCCCUCCCUUUGUUCCUGCUGUUUGUGAUGGUUUUUCCCAGGCAAUUGGCAAUACACCAUUGAUCAAACUUCCCCGGAUUUCCAAAUCGGUUGGAAGAAACAUUUGGGCCAAAGCUGAAUUCAUGAACCCUGGAGGUUCCAUUAAGGACCGUGCUGCAAAGUACAUUUUGGACGACGCUGAGAAGAAGGGUCUUAUUUCUGCUGGUGGAACGGUCGUAGAAGGUACCGCUGGAAAUACUGGAAUUGGGUUAGCCCACGUCUGUAGGCUGCGUGGGUACAAAUGCGUAAUUUACAUGCCUAACACUCAAUCGCCUUCCAAGAUUGAAACUUUGCGCCUUUUGGGGGCGGAAGUACAUCCUGUUCCAGCAGUGGCUUAUGAUAACCCAGACAACUAUAACCACCAGGCAAAAAGACACGCAGAGGGUCUUCAAAAUGCAGUAUGGACCAACCAAUUCGACAACACUGUCAACAGACAAGCCCACAUAGACUCCACCGGACCGGAGAUCUGGGCCCAGCUUGACGGCAAGGUUGAUGCAUGGACUUGUAGUACAGGUACUGGCGGAACUUUCGCUGGUGUCACCAGAUAUCUCAAGACCAUGGAUUCUGGAGUGAAAUGUGUGUUGGCUGAUCCUCCAGGAUCUGUCUUGUAUUCGUACAUUCGUAGUAAUGGUAAGGAAAUUAUUCGUGGUGGCUCUUCCUUCACUGAGGGUAUCGGUCAAGGCAGAGUGACUGCCAAUUUGCAGCCAGACUUGGAUCUCAUUGACGAGGCCAUUCAAAUUAGUGAUGAGAAGUCAAUUGCCAUGUUGUAUCGCUUGCUUGACGAAGAGGGGAUUUAUGUUGGAGGCACUAGUGCUCUUAAUGUUGUUGCAGCCAUUGAAACAGCACAGACUUUGCCCGAAGGCUCUAACGUAGUCACGGUAUUGUGUGACACUGCACAGAAAUACACUGGCAAAGUGUUCAGUAAGCUGUGGCUCAAAGAGAAGAAUUUGUGGGACGCAAUUCCAGAACACUUGCAAAAGUAUGCUGCCCUAGACUAA